This is a messenger RNA of Magnolia sinica, 1320 nucleotides long. RefSeq names its product fanconi-associated nuclease 1 homolog. Gene Ontology annotation, cellular component: nucleus. The transcript is spliced from 5 exons. Gene Ontology annotation, molecular function: flap-structured DNA binding; 5'-3' exonuclease activity; 5'-flap endonuclease activity. Bases 45 to 599 code for a protein of 184 amino acids. Gene Ontology annotation, biological process: interstrand cross-link repair. Lineage: Eukaryota; Viridiplantae; Streptophyta; Magnoliopsida; Magnoliales; Magnoliaceae. The record is from RefSeq and is a predicted model, not a curated record.
UUGAUCAUUUCCUAGCAGUUACAAUCUCUGUAUAACCAUAAGAAAUGUGGCGAUCUCCAAGGGUGAUACAGCUUAUGGGAUUUGACUUGUCUGAUUUAGGUCCUUGGUUUCGUAUGUCCAACAUUUCCUACCCAGAAAUAUCAGAUUCUCAACAAGCAGUUGAAGAACUUCGUAUGGCAGAGUAUUUCCGUUCUUUGGAAUUCACAAAAGAGCCAUCUAAAACUAGUAUAAGGGAGGUUCUAGAUUUGCUUUCCGUCUCUGAGCUACGUGAAAUUUCAACUCUGGUGCUUUCAAAGUCGGGCUCCUGGAGAACGAUGAAGUUCCUUGUGAUCUUGUUUCAAUUGGUACUUCCGACCCACAAGGCAUCUGUUAUGUUGAGCUUGCUUGGGAACACCAAUCUGUCGGGACCUAUUGCAGAUCUCAACCCAUUAAGGAGGCUGGAUAGAUUGCAUUUUCAGGAAUUAGAAUUAUUCUUAAACCAACACUUACUUAAGGAUUACCUUCUCAUGUGUACAAGAACCGCCCCUCCAAUAUCUCUCUCAUUCCAUGAGGAAAUCUCUAGACAGACAUUCUCUUCAAAACCUCGUAGAAAGCAAUGAAAAUAUACUUCAAGUUCUUAACACAUGGUAGAAAUUUCGACAAUUGUUGUACAUUUGAAGACAAUGGGCAGAUUGUUAAAGCAGACAAUCAGAGGGAAACCACAUCUGAAAAGAUGGUAAGAUCUUACUGGUGUACAUGCAUUCAUGUAGACACAAGUUCUUAACACAUGGCAAAAAUUUUGACAAUUGUUGUACUUAGUAUUCAAAACUGAAUUUUUGUGACAGGGUUUUGAAACCAUUCGGAUCGUUUUAGAUGCCACCUUGAAAUGUAAAUUAAUCACAUGUAUGACGAGCGCAGGCUGCUUGUGGCCUAAUCAUGUGAGAACUUGCAGAAUUCGUGCACCCCAAGAUACAUGACUAUCUCAUUUUAUCCAUUGUGGCCCAAUCAUGUGGAGAACUUUCUUGAACUAUAUGCAGGGUAAUGCUUCAAUCGUAAACAAGCUUGUUAAAAAUAUAAGAGUUUAAUCAUUAAAGAGGGAGUGGGAGAGUCAUUUGUGUGCGCCCAACCCAUUCUUAGUGUGACAGCAGAAUUCUGUACAAUCGUCCAGCUUUCAUUUAUAAUGGUGCUACUCAUGGAAAAGGACUGACUUCACCAAAUUAACUCAAUUGAGUUUUGUUAGAAUAUUUCUUAAUAGUUAAUCUAAUCUAUUACUGGAUUACUAUUUCAAUUUUAAUAUGUUGCUGGUGAUCAAACUAGAAGAACACGAAAUUUCAAAAAGAG